UCCAUAUGUACCAACAUUACAUUUUAAUUAUCGAUAUUUUGAAUUAGUUGAUGCUGAUGGAAAAGUACAUUGGUGGUAUGGUGGUGGUACUGAUAUGACACCUUAUUAUUUAAACGAAAAUGAUUGUAAACAUUUUCAUUUAACAUUAAAAAAGGCUUGCGAUAAACAUGAUCAUUCUUAUUAUCCCAAAUUUAAAAAAUGGUGUGAUGACUAUUUUAAUAUAACUUUUCGUCACAAUGAACGUCGUGGUAUUGGUGGAAUAUUUUUUGAUGAUCUCAAUCAACCGAAUCAAGAAGAAUGCUUUAGCUUUGUUAAAGAUUGUGCAAAUACAGUUAUCCCAUCUUAUAUACCUGUAGUACAAUCAAAUUAUCAACGAUCGUAUACAACAGAAGAACGUGACUGGCAACUAUUAAGACGUGGACGUUAUGCAGAAUUUAAUCUUGUAUUAGAUCGUGGUACUAAAUUUGGCUUACAAACACCUGGUUCACGCAUUGAAAGUAUUCUUAUGUCAUUACCACCGGUUGCUAAAUGGAAAUAUGCAUGGGAUUACAAAGCUGAUUCACCGGAAAUGAAACUUAUGAAAGUUUUAAAAGAACCAAGAGAAUGGGUUUAA
Molecule: messenger RNA, 613 nt
Organism: Rotaria sordida
Lineage: Eukaryota; Metazoa; Rotifera; Eurotatoria; Philodinida; Philodinidae
Source: the annotation of a GenBank genome assembly